UGUAGAAGUUGUUUGAGGGAAGAAGAAAAGACUAACCCGCCGGGCUGCAUAGUGCCGAUGCAGCCAUAUCAUCUGACGUCCAGAAAUGCCUCAAAUUUCACCAUAUCAUAGUGCUCUUUGUCUCAUGGCAAGUAGCAAUAGGGGACAAGUGUUAUCCUUGUAUAGACGAAUUCUACGUGUUGGCUGGUCAUGGAAAGCUCAGAAUCCCUCAGAAACAAAGACAGAGCGGGAUUACAUCAUAAAUGAAACACAGCAAUUGUUUAGAGCAAAUAAGAACAUUACAAACAUGAAAAAUAUUAAGGAACAUGUUGCUGAAGGAGAGGCUAGGCUAGAAAUGGCGAUACACUACAAGACCCCAUACCCAAGACCAGUGAAUAUGCCACCCAACACCAUAACAAAAGGUUGGGGUAGAGGCAACAUAAGAAGGCAGAAUGUUUCCAGACCUGUCUAUAUAAAAUCCAUUGAUAAUACUUCUUGAAAUAGGUGCAGUACAUAGUAUAAUUUGUAAAUAAUGUAGAUGUUGAAUGUUGCAUCACUUAAAGUUGUAUAUUUUCAUCAUCAUAUAUCAUUGAACAGGCUUGUUUUUGUGUUUUUAUUGCCUAACACCUCGCUCUGGGUACUCGUAUAGUAUUACCCAACUGAGUCUACUGGUUGAAAAUCCAGGUUAACAACUCUCAACAUCAGUGGCUGGAACUACAGUAUAUCAUUACUAAUUUAUACAUAUUUGAUUGCCUUAAGAUACAACAGUCACCAAUCCAAGUUGAAAGCAAUGAGUCUAACCAUCACAUUAGCAUGUGUGCUUUGUGACCCUCAUUUGGUUUCUGCUGCAAUUUGUCAUUUUCCAGGUCAAUCUUCAGUUCCAGCCACUGGUCCUCCAGGAAUAGCAAAUGUUUUCUGCUUUUCUUCAUCAAUUAGGAGCUAAGUGCAUCUCCUAACCCAAUUAAUAUGAUAGUUUUUAUCUGUAGCCACAAUCCUGAGCAUUAGUGUCAAUAAAGAUUUUGUUAUUUUAAAUUUGUAAUUGUUAAUUAUUGCUUAAAAAACUUAGUUUGAGGCUAGCUGGAGUGUUACCAUACAGAGCCAACACAACCUAGCUCUGUGUCAGAGGGAUCUUAAUUUCAUGGUGUAUAGCUUAGCCUGUUGUAUGAAAGCCCUUUAUCUUUACUCCAGGUGCAGUUGUGGUUGAAAUUGGAAUUGCAGGAUGUUCGGUUUUGGAAGUUUGAAGUUGAAUAAGGGAUUGUUAGACCUGAACAUGAUAUUUCCUUUUUGUGAUUUAGGUGUGUAUUUCCAAGUUCUUGACAUGCUUUUGAGGACUUAAAGGAACCCAUUUUGGGUUCUGACAGCCAGUUAAUGCUGUAUUGGGUCAUGCAGUAAGAACACUCAGGACUUUGACCUAUAUCUCAUAAAGCCUUAGCUACAUCCCAGAGAAGGACUUACAUUUAGGUUUGCUUCAAGGCACUGUAUGACAGUGAGGGUUAUGCAAAGUCAGCUUCUUGUGUGCUACAGUUAUUUUAGUAGGGUGACUCACAAAGUGGUAUACUUGUUGUAAUUACAUUUGGAGCUUUUUUCCUUUAAAACUCUUUAGUAUUUGAGUUGCCUGAGACAGAUGUUAAGUUUAGAAAAAGUAGAAUGUUGUUCCUGAAAUUCCAUAGUAUAAAUUAACCUGGAUUAAGUGAUUCACUCACUCUUCUUCCCAGUGGGUAAAGCCAAAUUGGACUGGAACUGGGAAAUGUCAGUUUGUAGUGUGUACCAUUUAAGUGUUUAAGAUAAUCAUUAUCUUUGACCUUGAUUGAUGACUGCUGUAGCCUCAAUUCUCUUUUUAGAUACUCAAAUGUGCAAGGAAAGUGUCAACUAAUUAAUUAAUUGUUUCCAGCUGCUAAUGUUGAACAUUAUCCUGGGUUUUUAAACUGUUGACUUAGUUGAGUAAUAGUGUACAGCAUGUAAGUCACCUAAUUUAGGCUUAACUGUACAGUGGGAUUUCUGGAACAAUCCUCUUGUUAUUUUUAAGAAACAGCAUUAUAUUCAUCAAAAACACAAACAAAAAAGUUUAAGUUAAAUAAAAUGAUCUUGCCAUCUAUUAAGGUUAAUUUAUUGUUUGUUUUAUUGUAAUAUGUCAACAGUAAAAUAUUUAAAAAAUUUCA
Molecule: messenger RNA, 2138 nt
Organism: Homarus americanus (American lobster)
Lineage: Eukaryota; Metazoa; Arthropoda; Malacostraca; Decapoda; Nephropidae
Product: LYR motif containing protein 1-like
Exons: 4
Coding region: 86-478 (130 amino acids)
Cellular component (GO): mitochondrion
Source: RefSeq, a predicted model, not a curated record